Danio aesculapii is the source of this 5049-nucleotide messenger RNA. RefSeq names its product oocyte zinc finger protein XlCOF15. Gene Ontology annotation, cellular component: nucleus. The record is from RefSeq and is a predicted model, not a curated record. Gene Ontology annotation, biological process: regulation of transcription by RNA polymerase II. The transcript has 2 exons. The coding region runs from base 101 to 901 and encodes 266 amino acids. Gene Ontology annotation, molecular function: DNA-binding transcription factor activity, RNA polymerase II-specific; RNA polymerase II cis-regulatory region sequence-specific DNA binding. Lineage: Eukaryota; Metazoa; Chordata; Actinopteri; Cypriniformes; Danionidae.
AAGAAGACGAAACAUGCAUGAGAAAGUUGUAAAACGGACCAGAUUGGAUUUUUCACUGGAAGAAAGAUAAAUGUCGCUGGUUUAUAAUCUGUUUCACUAGAUGUUGGCUUGGAAUCCGAACUGCAUCAAUAUGAAGCCUGUGAUCAAAAUCGAAGAGUCCUUUCAGGAAGUUCCAGAGUCCGAAUCCACUAAUAAUGAUGUGGAAACUUUGGUUCUGAGUAAAAUUGAAGGAUCGGCUGCUCUCUUUUGCCAGCGACUGAAAUAUGAAGUUAAAACUAUUCAAGAAUCAGAUCAAAGUUCUUCAGAUACUGAACUGGAAGCAUCCAUCUCCAAACCUUUGAAACGGAAAAAACCAAGGAGAAAUGCUCUUGGUAAAAAGUACGUCUGUAAACUGUGUGGCAUUGAGUAUCGCCACAGCUCAAACCUAGGGACGCACAUGCGAAUACACACAGGAGAAGCGCCGUACGUCUGUGAACUCUGUGGAAGAGCCUUCAGGCGUAAAGACUGGCUUAAACUGCACAGUAGCAUCCACAUGGGUGUCAAACGCAAGCUUGUAAAGAAAUUCAGCUGUGAUCAGUGUGGGAAGAAGUUUAUUGGUUCCACCGCUCUCCAGAGUCAUUUAUAUCAACACAAAGGCGAGAGGCCGUUCGCCUGCGUUCUGUGUGACAAAACCUUCUUCAGUCAAACCAAUCUGAAACGCCACCAGGUCGAUGCUCAUUCUGACAGCAAACCGUUCAGCUGCCCUGUGUGUGAGAGUGGAUUCUCACGCCUUUAUUCGCUGGAGAAACACAUGCGGCUUCACACAGGAGAGAGACCUUACUCCUGUCCUGAAUGUGGAAAGACUUUCCCUUUAAAAUACACCUUGAAAAUGCAUCUUAAAACACACUCGGCCAAAGGUUGAGCAUUCAUUAGAGUUGUGGCGAAAAAUCUAAACGGUUUUCAAAAUGCAUCGAUAUUCUCUCUUGAAAUGAUUGUAAACUUAGUUUUUAGCAGCAGAUGAAGCUCUAGGCUAUUUUAAAACGGCAGACGUCGCUCUAGGCUAGUUUUUAACAGCAGAUGGUGCUCUAAGCUAGUUUUUAAACAGCUGAUGGCGCUCUAGGCUAGUUUUUAAACAGCAGAUGGCACUCUAGGCUAGUUUUUAACAGCAGGUGGCGCUCUAGGCUAGUUUUUAAACAGCAGAUGGCGCUCUAGGCUAGUUUUUAAACAGCAGAUGGCACUCUAAGCUAAUUUUUAACAGCAGAUGGCCCUCUAGGCUAGUUUUUAACAUCAGAUGGCGCUCUAAGCUAGUUUUUAACAGCAGAUGUUGCUCUACGCUAGUUUUUAAAUAACAGAUGGCACUCUAGGCUAGUUUUUAACAGCAAAUGGCGCUCUAGGCUAGUUUUUAAAAGCAGAUAGCGCUCUAGGCUAAUUUUUAAACAGCAGAUGGUGCUCUAGGCUAGUUUUUAAACAGCAGAUGGCGCUUUGAGCUAGUUAUUAACAGCAGAUAGCACUCUAGGCUAGUUUUUAAACAGCAGAUGGCGCUCUAGGCUAAAUUUUAACAGCCAAUGGUGCUCUAGGCUAGUUUUUAACAGCAGAUGGCACUCUAGGCUAAUUUUUAAACAGCAGAUGGCGCUCUAGGCUAGUUAUUAACAGCAGAUGAUGCUCUAGGCUAGUUUUUAAUAGAAGAUGGCGCUCUAGGCUAGUUUUUAAAGAUUAGAUGUCGCUCUAGGAUAGUUUUUAACAGCAGAUGGCACUGCAGGCUAGUUUUUAACUGCAGAUGUCGCUCUAGGCUAGUUAUUAACAGCAGAUGGCGCUGUAGGCUAGUUUUUAACAGCAGAUGUCGCUCUAGGCUAGCUUUUAACAGCUGCUGUCAAUCUAGUCUAGUUUUUAAACAGCAGAUGGCGCUCUAGGCUAAUUUUUAAACAGCAGAUGGUGCUCUAGGGUAGUUUUUAACAGGGGAUGGUGCUUUAGUCUAGUGCUGCAUCCCAAUUUGCAUUCUGUCUAUCCUAAAUAGGAUGCAAAAGUAGAAUUGGUAUGUCCCAAACCAUAGUAUGUUGAAAAGAGUAUGCCAAAUGUUCCCAGAUGGUUUACUAUUUCCAGUAAAAAUUCGAAAUGUAGAACCGUCCAUACUCUAAUUGCAAAUAUUGCCCACAACACAUUGCACAUUGUACGUGAAUUUGAUUAGAACUACAAACUUGUGUGUAAAGUCUAAUAUCUACCCAACUGGAUCAUAUUUAAACCUCGUUUCCCGUGUUAUAUUUCAUUUGCAACAACAAUGUGAACUUGUAUCAAGAUAUAUUUUGACAUUACAUUCUGAAUUCAUAAUUACCCAUAGACCUGGGGAGAUUUCUCUGCAUGAAAGACUUGCAAAUGGCAGAUUGUCCUGCUGCUGCUUCUCCAAUAAAGUAGGUCAUUAAAAAGGAAAGAAAUGUUAAUGAUGUGUCAAGAUGAUUGACAGGAGACGUAACUAAGCAACUAAGUAACUAAGCAAGGAAGUAGUAUGUUCCUAAGCUUGCAUACUCUUGUUACACACUCAAAAGUAUAAACUUUUCCGUUACAAAAAAAGUACACAAUUUCUUACGGCGUAAUUGGGACACGGCACAUGUUUUUUAUGAGCAAAUGGCACUUAAUUUGGUUUUUAACAUCAGAUGACGCUCUAAAAAAUGUAAAUGUCCUAAAUCUAAACUCAAAUACUCAUGAGGGGGAGCUCUUGUUGGUUUGGUGUGUCAUAUAAGAUGGCUUUUAUGUCACAAGUUUAAUGUAAACACAGCUCACUGUGAACACUCUUGUAAUUCCCUUUCUGAAAUUUAUUUAUGAUUAUUUUUGGUUUAAGUGGUAUUUGUUAGGAAUUGGAUGCAAGAUGCAUGGUUGUUUGUAAAGUAAACUAUAAACUAUCCUAGAGUGCCAUAUGCUGUUAGAAACUAGCCUAGAGCGACAACAGCUAUUAAGAAAUAGCCAAGAGCACCAUCUUCUGUUAAAAACUAGCCUAGAGCGCCAUCUGCUUAAAGAAACCUAGCCUAGAGCAACAUCUGCUGUUAAAAACUAGCCUAGAGCGACAACAGCUAUUAAGAAAUAGGCCAGAGCACCAUCUUCUGUUAAAAACUAGUCUAGAGCAACAUCUGCUGUUAAAAACUAGCCAAGAGGGCCAUCUCCUGUUAAAAACUAGCCUAGAGCGACAACAGCUAUUAAGAAAUAGGCCAGAGCACCAUCUUCUGUUAAAAACUAGCCUAGAGCGCCAUCUGCUUAAAGAAACCUAGCCUAGAGCAACAUCUGCUGUUAAAAACUAGCCUAGAGGGCCAUCUCCUGUUAGAAACUAGCCUAGAGCGACAACAGCUAUUAAGAAAUAGGCCAGAGCACCAUCUUCUGUUAAAAACUAGUCUAGAGCAACAUCUGCUGUUAAAAACUAGCCAAGAGGGCCAUCUCCUGUUAAAAACUAGCCUAGAGCGACAACAGCUAUUAAGAAAUAGGCCAGAGCACCAUCUUCUGUUAAAAACUAGCCUAGAGCGCCAUCUGCUUAAAGAAACCUAGCCUAGAGCAACAUCUGCUGUUAAAAACUAGCCUAGAGGGCCAUCUCCUGUUAGAAACUAGCCUAGAGCGACAACAGCUAUUAAGAAAUAGCAUAGAGCGCCAUCUUCUGUUAAAAGCUAGCCUAGAGCACCAUUUGCUUAAAGAAACCUAGCCUAGAGCAACAUCUGCUGUUAAAAACUAGCCUAGAGGGCCAUCUCCUGUUAGAAACUAGCCUAGAGCACCAUAUGCCGUCAAGAAAACUAGCCUAGAGCGCCAUCUGCUAUAAAGAAAACAAGCCUAGAGCGCCAUCUCCUGUUAAAAAACUAGCCUAGAGUGACAUCUUCUGUAAAUUAAACUAGACUAGAGCGACAUCUGCUUUAAAUAAAACUAGCCUAGAGCGACAUCUGCUGUUAAAACUAACAUAGAGUGCCAUCCCCUAUUAAAAACUAGCCUAGAGCAUCAUUUGCUGUAAAGAAAACAAGCCUAGAGCGACAUCUGCUGUUAAAAACUAGCCUAGAGGGCUAUCUGCUGUCAAAAAAACAAGCCUAGAGCGACGUCUGCCGUUAAAAACAAGCCUAGAGCACCAUCUCCUGUUUAAAAACUAGCCUAGAGCAGUGUUUCCCAACCCUGUUCCUGGAGGCACACCAACAGAACAUAUUUUGGAUGUCUCCCCUAUAUCACCCAUUCACUUCAGGUUUUGGAGUCUCUUCUAAUGUUCUGGUGAGUUGAUUCAGGUGUAUUGGAUUAGGUAGAGCUUGAAAAUGUGUACUGUUGGUGUGCCUUCAGGAACAGGGUUGGGAAACACUGGCCUAGAGCAACGUCUGCUGUUAAAAGCUAGCCUAGAGCAGCAUUUCCUGUAAAAACUAGCCUAGAGUGCCAUUUGCUGAGAAGAAAACCAUCCCAGAGAGACAUCUGCUGUAAACUAGCUUACAGCGCCAUCUGCUGUUAAAUACUAAGUUCAAAAUUUAGUCAUUAUAGAGAUGCAUUUUGAAAAUUCCAGACUUGUUUUCUGGAUUGUCUCCAUUACUCCAACAUUCAUGUCACAUGAGUUUUACUGGAAAAUGUAUUAUUUUUGAGCCACACCCUUUUUUAUUAAUCUUUGUUCUUUAUAUUAUCUUUUCAAUAAAGAUUGUGAGUGCACAUGGUUUCCUUUUGAUCAGUUUUUUAUUUUUUCCAAGUUGUUUUGAGUGUGAAUAAGUUCUAUUACAACCACAUUUUUAAUAUGUAAAAUUAUAUUUUAUACAAAGUUAUAUCUUGCUUUAAUGGAUCCUUUUCCCACUAUUUUUACUUGCAAGUCAGUUUACUGGAAUGCUAUAUUCAGCAUUGUUUUGGUCACAGUGGCAUCACGUAAACGUAAACCUUAUAAAUACUUUGGCAAUACAUUUGUCAUGCCAAUGAAGCAAUUUAUUAUGCAAAAUGUGUAUUUGAUGAAUGAGUAGUGGAAUAUUCUGAUUUGUGAUAUUAUCAGGCUAGUUUUGUUGCGAAAAUCUGGCAAUCCUUCAGGAAAGACGUGACCAUAGCCUCUCCCAUGUAUGUCAUGCCAAUAAAAUUAAGUGAAUUGAA